Molecule: messenger RNA, 2898 nt
Organism: Carassius auratus (goldfish)
Lineage: Eukaryota; Metazoa; Chordata; Actinopteri; Cypriniformes; Cyprinidae
Product: adhesion G protein-coupled receptor F5-like
Biological process (GO): adenylate cyclase-activating G protein-coupled receptor signaling pathway; cell surface receptor signaling pathway
Cellular component (GO): membrane
Molecular function (GO): G protein-coupled receptor activity
Source: RefSeq, a predicted model, not a curated record
AUGUACAAAAAUGUGCUUGCCUACAGAAAAGGUUCAGUAAAAGUCUUUCGUUUCAGGCCUGGUAGCAUUAUAGCAGACUAUCAGAUUGAAUCAACAGACAGCAGCCCCAACAGCCCUGCAUUUGCAGAAGCAAACACACAGCUCAUCAGCGUUCUCAAAGAUCAAGGAAUCACUGUAGCUCCGAAUGCUUUUGCUCAAAGUGAACAAAAGAUAUUGUCCACAGCAAAAAAUUGGUAUCCAGAGCAAAAUAUGGUGCUGAAAUGCGAACGCCUAGACUCAGGUACAAUGAGAUGGACAGUGAAUGACCAAGAUCCUGCACAAAACAAAGUUAAAUACGUAAUUUCAGAUGACAGUACCACUCUCACUGUGAACAACGUCAAUGAGAAUGACAAAGGUCGAUAUGCAUGUAUCAUAGACAGGACAAUACCUUACAUUCAAUGGCAAGAUAUAGUUAUUGAAACACUUCCCAAUAUCAUAGUGGGUGAAAAUGUAAGAAAGUUUCAGUGUGUUGACCAGACUGUUUCACUGAAAUGCUGUGAAGAGAAGUACAGUGUGGAGUGGACCCAGAUAACCUCUGAUGAUGUAGUGACUUCAGAGGACAAAUGCAUCACAUUAAGACAUACAAUCAAAACUGGAAAUUGUGGGAGUAAAACCUUUACAUGUCGACUCAAGGACCCGGUGCUUCAAGGUUUCACCUACAGCAGUAAAAGUGUUAUUGUUAAUAAAGUGAACGCAGUGUUCAGCUGUAAAGAUGCAACAUUUGGGGAUGGACAGGAAGGUGAUACUUUGACAGGACCCUGUGAAAAAGGCAAGGAAGGCACAAUAAAAUAUAGAUGUAGUUCAGGUAGAUGGGUGCCUCAGGAGACAAACUGUAUACUUCAAGUUAUCAAAGGCCUUGAAAAGGAUGCUGCGGUCUUGGUGGUGCAGGACAUACCAGUAUUUGUGGCUCAGCUGAGUACUGCUACAGAGAAUAAUACACAAGUGAUAACACAGUCUGCUGUGACUGUCCAAACCAUUGUUGGAAUACUUGUGAAAGUUUCUGGUGUUUCACAAAACAUUAUCAUCAAUCAGCCGGUGAUGGAGGAUUUCCUUAAAACAGUGGAUAUCAUUGUUUCGACAUCUGCCAUUGAAACCUGGAAUAAAUUAAACAAUAACAACAAGACAGAUAACACCAGCACAGCACUUCUGAAAGCUAUUGAGGAUAUAAGUAACCGUCUCACAAAUGGCAAUUUUAGGAUUAAUGCAACAUCUAUUGAGUUGAAUAGAACUGUAACAAACAGCAACUUUUAUAGUGGAAUAUCGAGUCUGCCAAACUCAACUACUGAGAUCCAGAUACCAGAGAUUCCUUUAUCCACUGCUAUAACCAUCAUAGUCUUCACAACUCUUGACAGUAUCCUACCUACUCGAGAUACUAGAAGUAAAGGCAGUAGCAAAUCAGAUGUGCGCAUCAAUGGAGAUGUGGUUGUGGUAAAAGUUGACAACAAAACGAUUAACAACAUAUCUUUUGCGUUUGACAUUACUAAUAAGUCUUUGGGAAAUCCUCAGUGUGUCUUUUGGAACUUUUAUCUCGAUGCAUGGGAUUCCACUGGAUGUAAAUCAAAGUCCUAUAAAAGUAAAGGGAUUGAAACUGGCAAGAUUACAUGUGAAUGCGACCAUACAACCUCUUUUUCAAUCCUAAUGUCUCCGUUUUCUAUUUAUCAAAUGGCAUCAGCCUGUAUAACUUACAUUGGGGUAGCUUUUUCGAUGGCCAGCUUGAUUAUAUGCCUGAUUAUUGAGACUAUUGUGUGGAGGUCAAUGACAAGAAACGACACAUCCUACAUGCGACAUGUCUCCAUAGUCAACAUUGCCGUGUCUCUGCUGAUAGCAAAUGUCUGUUUUAUCAUUGGAGCCGCAGUCGCAGAAAGUGAGCAGCCAACUUCAGUGGGUCGCUGCAGUCCAGUGGUUUUCUUCAUGCACUUCUUUUACCUGGCUCUUUUCUUCUGGAUGUUAAUGUCAGCGCUGUUGCUCUUUUACCGUACCGUCAUGGUCUUUUCUCAAAUGUCAAGGGCUAAAAUGAUGGCCAUUGCCUUCAUAGUUGGUUAUGGUGCACCUUUGCUCAUAGCGGCCAUUACGGUUGCAUCAACAGCUGGACCUCAAAAUUAUGUUUCCAAAAGAAAUGCAUGCUGGCUGAACUGGUUAGAAUCAAAGGCCCUGCUGGCAUUUGUGGUUCCAGCUCUCACUAUUGUAGCCAUAAACCUUGUGGUUUUGAUUGUGGUUCUGUACAAGAUUUUGAAGAGAGGAGUUGGUGCUGCAACUCAACCAGAUGAGAAAGACGCCCUUGUGGUCAUUGCCAGAUGUGUGGCCAUUUUGACUCCUAUUUGUCUAACAUGGGGAUUUGGAAUUGGAACCAUGGUGUCACAGGAAUUAGGCAAUCGUGUGGUGUUUGCACUCCUCAAUGCACUGCAGGGAUUCUUUAUUUUGGUGUUUGGAACCGUUUUAGACAGCCAGAUCCGUUUGGCUCUGGCAGGAAGACUGUCACUUAGGAACCUUUUCAGCUCUUACAGAACCAGGAAUACCAAUGCACCAUCAUCUUCAAGUGGACAGGAUUUCUUUCUAAGGAGAAUUAGUGAGGGCAACUUAUCUUCAGCCAGCAUUUUCACAACUGCAUCUUCAAACUACUCCUAUUCCUCAGAUUCUUUUAUGAAUGCUUGAUCAGCUACUUAAGUCUUCUUUAAUAAAUGUUAAAUGAUGUUAGCUUUGCCAAAAUAAUUUUCUAACCACUUCAUAAAUGCGGCCUCAGUUUGACCCAUGCGUGGGUCCAAUAUUUUAUCAUCAUUAUUAUGUUAAAAAAAAUCUAUAAGCUGUGGAGCACAAAACUAGACAUAUAUGGUAUCUUUUUAAAGCUCGUGAACCUCAGCU